This is a messenger RNA of Pyrus x bretschneideri (Chinese white pear), 1305 nucleotides long. Its product is annotated as putative methyltransferase-like protein 7A. The record is from RefSeq and is a predicted model, not a curated record. The transcript has 6 exons. Gene Ontology annotation, molecular function: S-adenosylmethionine-dependent methyltransferase activity. The coding region runs from base 96 to 1028 and encodes 310 amino acids. NCBI's taxonomy places the organism in Eukaryota, Viridiplantae, Streptophyta, Magnoliopsida, Rosales, Rosaceae.
CCAAGAAAUCGUCAGUCAAACUUCCAUUUGUGCAUAUUUCGAGAAAUAGUGUCUCUUUUUUCGUUCUUAUCGCACUGAGCUGACGGCUGAAGAAAAUGAUCCAUUGCGCCAUUUCCUCCAUGUCGACCAUUGCGCCACGUGGCCUAAUCACGUCGCGUUCCAAUCCUUCUCCGAUCCGAGUCAACUCGGAUUCUUCAGCUGACGGGUCACUGGCGCCGGCUUCGCUCUGCCUGAGCAGCGGAUUAUGUUCGUGCGGAAGACGGCGCUUCAUCGAAGCAGCAGUGGCGACGCCAUCGUUAUUCCCAAUUCGCCCUUCCACCGCCUCCGCGGCUUCCAAAUUGACUUCUGAAGAUUAUACGGCCAUGUUAGAAGAAGUUCACCCUCCAAGACCGGGCUGGUACGAGGAGCUUUAUGCAUCCAUUUUGAAUACCGCCAUGAAAUCUUAUGAAGCCGAGAUUGCAGGUUACAAGACAGAGCUCUUUGCUGAAUUGAAAGGAAAAGCUGAGCAAGUGUUGGAAAUUGGUAUUGGGACUGGUCCUAAUCUGAGAUACUAUGCUGCUGAUAGCGGUGUUCGGGUUUUUGGCGUGGAUCCGAUUAUGAAGAUGGAAAAAUAUGCUCGGGCUGCUGCUGUGGCUGCCGGUCUGCCCCUUUCGAAUUUCGAGUUCAUACAUGCUGUUGGGGAGGCUAUUCCAUUAGAGGAUGCUUCUGUUGAUGCAGUUGUUGGAACUCUUGUGUUGUGUUCUGUUAAAGAUGUCGACAACACUCUGAAAGAGAUAAAGAGAGUUCUAAGACCGGGCGGACUUUACCUGUUCGUGGAGCAUGUGGCUGCAAAAGAUGGUACAAUCCUCAGAUUCAUACAGAGCGUUCUUGAUCCUCUGCAACAAAUCCUAGCCGACGGGUGUCAUCUCACCCGGGAAACAGGAAGGAAUAUAUCCGACUCCGGGUUCGCGGCCGUUAAUCUACACACGACCACCUUGUCCACUGCCUCAUUCGUAAACCCUCAAGUGUAUGGAAUAGCUCGUAAGUGACAACGCAAGGCAUUACUCCGUUGCGCAAUAUUAUUGGUCUCAACACGUGACGGGAGAGAUGAAAAAAGAGGGCGCGUGCAUGAACCUCCGAUUAUCAUUCGGCUUGUGGGCCUCUGGGUGUUUGCUUCUGGCUGAAGGGAUGUUGAACUAAUAAUUGUAUAAUUCCUUAUGAAUUAGCAAUUAGUGUUAUCUGUUUGUUACACCUAUAAGCAAUAAUUAUGUGUGAUUAUCAACUUACAUAAAAAGGGGUCCCAUAAAUAAUGGUCAAUUAUUCCAA